Labrus mixtus (cuckoo wrasse) is the source of this 2357-nucleotide messenger RNA. RefSeq names its product guanine nucleotide binding protein (G protein), alpha 11b (Gq class) (gene gna11b). Bases 98 to 1306 code for a protein of 402 amino acids. Gene Ontology annotation, biological process: adenylate cyclase-modulating G protein-coupled receptor signaling pathway; phospholipase C-activating dopamine receptor signaling pathway; action potential. Gene Ontology annotation, molecular function: guanyl nucleotide binding; GTPase activity; G protein-coupled receptor binding. Lineage: Eukaryota; Metazoa; Chordata; Actinopteri; Labriformes; Labridae. Gene Ontology annotation, cellular component: heterotrimeric G-protein complex. The transcript has 8 exons. The record is from RefSeq and is a predicted model, not a curated record.
GGGGGGGGGUUUUGAGCUGAAAUAGUGGGGCAAGCGUUGCACGACCGUGUCCCCGUCUAAAAAGCCUAAAAGCGGGGCUGAUAAAAAAGCAGAGGGGAUGACUCUGGAGUCCAUGAUGGCUUGCUGCCUGAGCGAAGAGGCGAAGGAGUCGAAACGAAUCAAUGCAGAAAUUGACAAACAACUCCGCCGAGACAAGAGGGACUCCAGACGAGAGCUGAAACUACUACUUCUCGGUACGGGAGAAAGUGGCAAGAGCACAUUCAUCAAGCAGAUGAGGAUCAUUCACGGAGCGGGGUACUCAGACGAAGACAAGAGAGGCUUCAUUCGGCUUGUUUACCAAAACAUCUUCACCUCCAUGCAGUCCAUGAUCCGCGCCACUGAGACCCUCAAGAUCCCCUACAAAUUUGAGCAGAACCGGUCUAAUGCCAUGCUUGUGAAGGAGGUGGACAUCGAGAAGAUCAACGGCUUCGACCAGCACUACAUCGUAGCUGUCAAAUGCCUGUGGUCCGACCCCGGGAUCCAGGAGGCCUAUGACCGCCGCAGAGAGUACCAGCUCUCUGACUCCACUAAAUAUUACCUUAGCGAUAUAGACCGUGUGACUGCGGAGGGAUACGUUCCCACCCAGCAGGAUGUGCUGAGGGUCCGUGUUCCCACCACGGGUAUAAUAGAGUACCCAUUUGACCUGGAGAACGUCAUUUUCAGUUAUCUUUCCGAUCUGGAUCGUAUUGCAGAUCCCAACUAUCUUCCAACUCAGCAGGAUGUGCUCAGGGUGCGCAUCCCCACUACAGGAAUCAUAGAGUACCCGUUCGACUUGCAAAGCAUCAUUUUCAGAAUGGUUGAUGUCGGGGGUCAGAGGUCAGAGAGGAGAAAGUGGAUUCACUGCUUUGAGAACGUCACCUCCAUUAUGUUCCUCGUGGCGCUGAGCGAGUACGACCAGGUCCUGGUAGAGUCCGACAAUGAGAAUCGCAUGGAGGAGAGUAAAGCUCUCUUCAGGACGAUCAUCACCUACCCCUGGUUCCAAAACUCCUCCGUCAUCCUCUUCCUGAACAAGAAGGACCUGCUAGAGGAGAAGAUCUCCUACUCUCACCUGGUGGACUACUUCCCUGAGUUUGAUGGUCCCCAGAGAGAUGCACAAGCAGCGCGGGAGUUCAUCCUCAAGAUGUUUGUGGACUUAAACCCAGACAGCGACAAGAUCAUCUACUCCCACUUCACGUGUGCGACGGACACUGAGAACAUCCGCUUUGUGUUUGCAGCUGUCAAAGACACCAUCCUACAGCUCAACCUCAAGGAGUACAAUCUGGUGUGAGGCUUCUCGUAUGACACCCGUCUCCUGCCCAUUGCACAACUGUUCACCUCCUCCGGGAGCGUGCGCCCAACUCCACACGCAUCACACAGCACAUCAUGCCGGCUCACACACAAACACACACACACAAUCACACCAACAGAGCCCUUCAUGCCCCCCUCCAGUACUAUACAUUCACAAAUCGUCCCACCUGUAAACUCCUCCCCCCUCUUUCACCAAAGCUCCUCCUUCCUCCUUCGCUCGGCAGCUUGUUGUGUCAGAAUCCUCCUCGCUCCCCCCCCCCCCCCCCAAAAAAAAAAAGCAGCUCCGUGUCAGAUUUGGCUCCGGCUGCUGCUGGCUCUGGCACAUUUCAUCUGGCACACAAACCUUUCACACGGGCUGUAUGGUGACUUAAAGGGACUUUGUUGUAUUUGUGUGUGUGUGUGUGUGUGUGUGUGUGUGUGUGUGUGUUUUUGGAGCAGCAUUGACUAGCGAGGAGCUGUGUUUUGGUGACUAGCGGCAUCUAACCCCUUUGGCUCUCAGGAGUUGACCCUCAGCGGUGUGAGAUCAGAUCCUCGGUCGUGUCCUUGUUGAACUCAAGUCCAAGUGAAGGGAGGGGGGGAGGGGGAGUGGAAUUGGUACCUUCUGAAACCAAUCACGGACCAGCGAGCAGCAUCAUGCUUCUAAGGACAGAGUGACCCAUACAGGAAGCGAGGUCGACACUGGAUACGGGGGGGGGGGGGGGGGGGCUGAGGAUUCUGUCUCUACCUGGCAUCUAUGAAUGUACCCACCAGUGUGAGCAUCGCAAUCGCAAAAAAAAAAUAUAAAUAUAUAUUAUGAAGUAAAUGCAUAUGUAAACACACUUAAGAUAAAAAGCACGAGAUGGCAAGACAUAGCUAAUCGAAAUCUGUUAAUUGCUGAGAUUUUUAAAAUGUUUUUAACGAUAGAAAUUUGUUGCUACAUCUACUUCUAUUUAACAAAUAAUGGCUAAAAGGAACGGAGAUCAGAAGUGGUAAGAAAAUCUUUAAAAAAAACACUACACUUUGAUUCUUUGCAAAACAAAGACAUCUGAAAA